Messenger RNA from Coregonus sp. 'balchen', 15699 nucleotides. The record is from the annotation of a GenBank genome assembly. NCBI's taxonomy places the organism in Eukaryota, Metazoa, Chordata, Actinopteri, Salmoniformes, Salmonidae.
CCAGCAAUGAAAUAAUCCGAAAAACUAAACGCAUACUCCAGAACACCAAUUUAAUCACAAAGUGCCUUCCAAAACACUGUAUUGACAUAGUGUCUCAACAUCUGUAAUUGAUUGGAACAUUAUUGUCUCAUCAUUCACAACUACCGUUAUCUUACAAACAACACACUGACAGACAGCUCAUUCAUUCACAUGUUUCUUUUAUCAGACGGCCAGAUUCCAUUCACUGUUUCCUGUCGAGGAACUGUGUGUGGGUGAAGGAGUCGGCCCAGUCCCCUGUCCUGCUCUUCUUCUCCAGGAACAGGCCCAUGCUGUCUCUGGGGGGGUCUGCGAUGCUGCGGCUCCACAGUGGCUCUGAGGUCCCCAGCAGCUCACGCACAUGGGCAGAGAUGGCCUACAGGUGGGCACAACACAGCGAGGAGGAGCUGAGUCAAACCGUAGGUUACUUAAGCAAUAAUGCACGAGGGGGUGUGGUAUACGGCGAUUAUACCACGGCUAAGGGCUGUUCUUAUGCACAACGCAAAGCGGAGUGCCUGGAUACAGCCCUUAGCUAUGGUAUAUUGGCCAUAUACCACAAACCCAGAGGUGCCUUAUUGCUAUUAUAAACUGGUUACCAACGUAAUUAGAGCAGUAAAAAUAAAUGUUUUGUCAUACCCGUGGUAUACGGUAUUGCGUCUGAGCUCCUAGAAUGUGUGACUCUCCUUUUAUUUUUCAUAUGGUCUGAUAUACCACGGCUUUCAGCCAAUCAGCAUUCAGGGCUCGAACCACCCAGUUUAUAAUAACAUAUUUAUCACAGAUUACUCAAGUGGCUACUCUAACAAUGAAAAUAAAUGUCUUGAAAAAUGGAAGGCAGUCUGGAGAAGGCAAGAUCAGGUGGGACCAUUCUAGCUGUCAGCCAAUCAGCAUUCAGGGCUCGAACCACCCAGUUUAUAAUAAAAUAUGUGUCACAUUCAGUAGGGUACGUUGUAGAACGUUCAGAUAGAAAUGUAUUGCAUUUUAGAAUAGACAUGCCCCUCUGAAAUGUAUACACUCUUAGAAAAAAAGGUGCUAUCUAGAACCUAAAAGGGUUCUUCGGCUGUCCCCAUAGGAAAACCAUUUGAACAACCCUUUUUUUGAUUUGAUUUGAUUUGAUUUUGGUUAUAGGUAGAACCCUUUUGGUUCCAGGUGGAACCCUGUUGGGUUCCAGGUAGAACCCUUUCCAAUGAGGGUUCUACAUUGAACCCAAAAGGGUUCUACAUGGAACCCAAAAGGGUUAUCCUAUUGGGACAGCCGAAGAACCCUUUUGGAAUCUAAGAGUGAGGAAGAAAUGGCAGCUCUGUUCAUAGUAUUUCUAUCUGCAAUAUCCAGUUCGUUGCCCACUCCUAAUUACAGGGGUGUUCAGGGCUGAUAACCCUAACUCCCACAAGCAUUAAUAAUAGGCUAUAAAUGAGAGCAUCACCAUGCACAUUAGACAUAUAAACCCUGGACCAGUUGAGCUGCUAUCACCUGGUGAGUUGGCCUAUGAAAUAUGAAUUAUUAUCUGUGCUGCAUCUGAUUUUCUGUAUUUGGCUGUGUAUGAUAUAGCAUGUUGUGCUGCCCAUCAUGAAUAAUUAGCCUACAACUGAGAUGGGAAGAUUGCCCAAUGUUUUCUUAUUUGGGUUGGAACAAUCCUGCACACAUUCAUGUUGGCGCUCCCAGGACAUUUUAGUGCAGAGAUUACUGGAGUCUAGCGUAUUUCUACUUUCCAUUCAGACUUUUUAAUAAAAUAACUCUAUUGAAAUUAAAAGUAAGAGUCAAAUAAAAGCUUAGAAUUUGAUAGCUUCGUAGCACCAUCUCCUUACCUUCAUAUCCUCAAAGUCUGUGAUUCCUAAUCUUGGCAGAUAGCGGCAAUUUACAUAAAUCAGCUUUUUACCUGUGAUGAUGUUCUCAAUGAAACAGGCCUGGGUGGAUAAAGACAGAGUUGUUGAAUAAGUGUCUGUCUAUCACCAAAGUAGCCUACGCCUAGACUGCUUCUGUCUAAGCCACAUGAUUAUAAAGUUACUCUGAUGUUAGGCUAGAUAAAAUAAAACUGGAAAGUUACUUGGCAUUGUGAAGAAAUUAGUAACUAAGUUACUAAGUUGUUAACUUAAUAUAUGAUACUAGCUUACUCACUGUAUAAUGUGGAUAUCCUAAGGAUCUUAUCCAUUUUGCCACGUCCUGGCAACUCCAGUGAAGGAACGCCAUCUUGCCUGUGUGUCUGUUCCCAUAGAAACUGCCACCUGUCGGGAAAGGUACUAAUGUAUCUCAUUGUUCCAUUGGGACAUAUUCCUUUGUUCGCGCAGACAUUUAACAUGUUAGGUAAGCAACAAAAUACUUUCAAAUGUAUCCUGAUGUAAUUUAUUUAUAGCAAUUAAACUCAGACCAAGGUCAACAUAAAACGUGUCUGUCACAUUAUAGAAAGUGGAAUCAGGAAUAAAGUAAUUUAGUGACUCAUUGAAUAUGCUCUAUUCUAUUUAUAUUAUAAUGUUGUUGUUUUUUGUUUGUUUUUCUACCUUGUCCGAAAAAAAUACCCUUGUUCUCGGGUGCACCAUGAUAGAGUUUAUUUUUCGCUCAGUUGGAUAAGAAAAAAAGUUGUGUAAGGUAGAAUGAUGGACUCUAAUUGGGACCAAUGAAAGACAUGUAACAGAGCACUAACUUCGUGUCAGCGACGAUUGGUCCCUAUCAUUAAAGGCCAUCCAAUGCGCUUCAUACAAUUUGGGGAGUUAUUUCGUUUUCGCCAACUGAUUGGUUUUCUUCCACGCUUUUGUCCCGCCCAGGUUGGGUCCUCUUCACCGCAAUCAAGAAAACCCAUUUCACAGACUGUUAAAGCAUCUGCUGCACUCGUCAAUGUGGCUCAACUUCGCUGUCUCCAGUGAAAGAUCAGAUAAAAGGUGCAGCGUUUGCUCUUUCUACGUCCUCAGCCUGUUUGACGCCAUGAUUGUGUGACUGCUAGUCAGCUAACCCUUUCUAGUGGAUAGAGGUGUCUAUAUUUUGGGUCUCACCAGCUGGGGUGUCCGUAUAUUGGGCUAAAAGCAAUCACAGUCGCUUCAACCAUGGCAGGGAUUCUAGCAAGAUCGUUAUGGAGAAAAAAGGUAAACCACAUUCCUCGUGCAGCUUUUCUAAAUGCAUUGUUUGUUUGAAACUUGAGUGGCUAGCUAGCUAUCUUGCUAGAAUGGCACGUUAGCUAGAUCGCUAGCGGUCGCCACACUUUUCGAUGUCGAAGCAUGCACUUAUAAUUAUUUCCCCCCUUGGCAUUACAACAUAUAGCUAUUUUCUGUAGCAUGCAAUUGGACGAGUUAACGUUAACUCGCGAGGUCAACUAGUUAGCUACAAUGCUACAUAGUUAGUUAGCUUAGCUAGUUGGCUUGCAGAAGUUUAGGCUUUUGGAUCUUAGCCAAUGGAAACUUCACAUUGAAAAGUGAUCCUCAUGUGUUUUUUCUUUUAAAGGCACCCCUUAAGAUGGGUCGCAUUUGUUAUUCGUCAUCAGUGGUGAGUUAACGUCAUGUAAACAUAACUACAUUUAUGAGUGGUUGUAUGUGUAACUACAGAAGACUUGUAUUAGAAUACAUGCUCAUACAAUCUAGACAUGCACAGAUAUGGUGGAUGACCAUUGUCCCCCUGUGCUUUUGUAACCUUGCAGCCCACCACCAAGUUGUUAAUUGACGGCAAGUUUGUUGAGUCAAACACCUCAGAAUGGCUGGACAUUCACAACCCUGUAAGUAUUACCACAUGGACACACACACACACACACUCACACAUCACAACAGGAGUUCAUACAAACCCCCAAAAGCAAUGUAUAAACCGGUCGGAAAUUGCAGAUUAAGAACUCUUUAGGGUGUCAUUUAAUAUGUAUGAUUUGCAAAGUGUAGAAAUGGGAGCCUAUUCUUCAUUGCCAGUUCAAUUUAACCUUGACAUGUUUAUGCACUCACAUUCACUAACUCGGGCCUGUCUGCAUCUACUUCAUGUAAACUUACAUUUUUACAUUUUAGUCAUUUAGCAGACGCUCUUAUCCAGAGCGACUUACAGUUAGUUUAUUUUUCUUACUGGCCCCCCUUGGGAAUCGAACCCACAACCCUGGCGUUGCAAACGCCAUGCUCUACCAACUGAGCUACAUCCACUUGUCAUUUUCUUGCUUUUGGCAAGGCAUCAAUACAGUGCCUUCGGAAAGUAUUCGCACCCCUUGACUUUUUCCACAUUUUGUUGUUACAAAGUGGGAUUCAAAUGGAUUUAAUUGUUGUCAAUGAUUUACACAAUACUCUCAAUGGAAGAACAAUUCUAUCAUAAAAAAAAUACUACACUAAUCUUGAUUAGAUAAGUAUUCAACCCCCUGAAUCAAUACAUGUUAGAAUCACCUUUGGAAGCAACUACAGCUGUGAGUCUCUAAAAGCUUUCCACACCUGGAUUGUGCAAAUUUUGCCCAUUUAUUAUUUUAAAAAGUAUUCUAGCUCUGGCAAAUUGGUGGUUGAUAUUGCUGGACAACCAUUUUCAGGUCUUGUCAUAGAUUUUCAAGCAGAUUUAAGACAAAACUGUAACUCACACCACUCAGGAACAUUCACGGUCUUGGUACACAACUCUAGUGUAGAUUUGGCCUUGUGUUAUAGGGUAUUGUCCUGCUGAAAGGUGAAUUUAUCUCCCAGUGUCUGGUGGAAAGCAGACUGAAGCAGGUUUUUCUUGGGAAUUUUGCCCUUAGCUACGUUUCUUUCUUUUUUUUUUUUUUCCUGAAACUCCCCAGUCCUUAACGAUUACAAACAUACCCAUAACAUGAUGCAGUCACCACUAUGCUUGAAAAUAUGGAGUGUGGUACUCAGUAAUGUUUGGGGCAAAUCCAAUACAACACAUACUUUGUAUUCAUGACAAAAAGUGAAUUGCUUGGCCACAAUUUUUUUUGCAGUAUUACUUUAGUGCCUUGUUGCAAACAGGAUGCAUAUUUUGGCAUGUUUUUUUAUUCUCUACAGGCUUCCUUUUCACUCUGUCAAUUAGGUUAGUAUUGUGAAGUAACUACAAUGUUGUUGAUCAUCCUCAGUUUUCUCCUAUCACAGUCAUUAAACUCUGUAACCAGGGCCUAAAAUGAACACCUGCCAAAUGCGGAUAGAUUCUAGCAUUGGCAGUUAAGAUGUCUAUUUCACCAGCCACGUUGGCGGGUGGUCAGGGCUCCACAGUGUGAGCAUUUCACUCGCAUUUGUGAAUAACAACACGCAAAUUAAAUACUUAAAAAUCAUACAAUGUGAUUUUCUGGAUUUUUGUUUUAGAUUCCGUCUCUCACAGUUGAAGUGUACCUAUAAUACAAAUUACAGACCUCUACAUGCUUUUGUAAGUAGGAAAACCUGCAAAAUCGGCAGUGUAUCAAAUACUUGUUCUCCCCACUGUGUGUGUGUAUGUGUAUGUGUGUGUGUGUGUGUGUGUGUGUAUAUAUGUAUAUAUAUAUAUAUAUAUAUAUAUAUUACUGCUCAAAAAAAUAAAGGGAACACUAAAAUAACACAUCCUAGAUCUGAAUGAAAUAAUCUUAUUAAAUACUUUUUUCUUUACAUAGUUGAAUGUGCUGACAACAAUCACACACAAAUUAUCAAUGGAAAUCAAAUGUAUUAACCCAUGGAGGUCUGGAUUUGGAGUCACCCUCAAAAUUAAAGUGGAAAACCACACUACAGGCUGAUCCAACUUUGAUGUAAUGUCCUUAAAACAAGUCAAAAUGAGGCUCAGUAGUGUGUGUGGCCUCCACGUGCCUAUAUGACCUCCCUACAACGCCUGGGCAUGCUCCUGAUGAGGUGGCGGAUGGUCUCCUGAGGGAUCUCCUCCCAGACCUGGACUAAAGCAUCCGCCAACUCCUGGACAGUCUGUGGUGCAAUGUGGCGUUGGUGGAUGGAGCGAGACAUGAUGUCCCAGAUGUGCUCAAUUGGAUUCAGGUCUGGGGAACGGGCAGGCCAGUCCAUAGCAUCAAUGCCUUCCUCUUGCAGGAACUGCUGACGCACUCCAGCCACAUGAGGUCUAGCAUUGUCUUGCAUUAGGAGGAACCCAGAGCCAACCGCACCAGCAUAUGGUCUCACAAGGGGUCUGAGGAUCUCAUCUCGGUACCUAAUGGCAGUCAGGCUACCUCUGGCGAGCACAUGGAGGGCUGUGCGGCCCCCCAAAGAAAUGCCACCCCACACCAUGACUGACCCACCACCAAACCGGUCAUGCUGGAGGAUGUUGCAGGCAGCAGAACGUUCUCCACGGCGUCUCCAGACUCUGUCACAUGCUCAGUGUGAACCUGCUUUCAUCUGUGAAGAGCACAGGGCGCCAGUGGGGAAUUUGCCAAUCUUGGUGUUCUCUGGCAAAUGCCAAACGUCCUGCACAGUGUUGGGCUGUAAGCACAACCCCCACCUGUGGACGUCGGGCCCUCAUACCACCCUCAUGGAGUCUGUUUCUGACCAUUUGAGCAGACGCAUGCACAUUUGUGGCCUACUGGAGGUCAUUUUGCAGGGCUCUGGCAGUGCUCCUCCUUGCACAAAGGCAGAGGUAGCAGUCCUGCUGCUGGGUUGUUGCCCUCCUACGGCCUCCUCCACGUCUCCUGAUGUACUGGCCUGUCUCCUGGUAGCGCCUCCAUGCUCUGGACACUACGCUGACAGACACAGCAAACCUUCUUGCCACAGCUCGCAUUGAUGUGCCAUCCUGGAUGAGCUGCACUACCUGAGCCACUUGUGUGGGUUGUAGACUCCGUCUCAUGCUACCACUAGAGUGAAAGCACCGCCAGCAUUCAAAAGUGACCAAAACAUCAGCCAGGAAGCAUAGGAACUGAGAAGUGGUCUGUGGUCACCACCUGCAAAACCAGUCCUUUAUUGGGGGGUGUCUUGCUAAGUGCCUAUAAUUUCCACCUGUUGUCUUCCAUUUGCACAACAGCAUGUGAAAUGUAUUGUCAAUUAGUGUUGCUUCCUAAGUGGACAGUUUGAUUUCACAGAAAUGUGAUUGACUUGGAGUUACAUUGUGUUGUUUAAGUGUUCCCUUUAUUUUUUUGAGCAGAGUGUGUGUUCUGAAAGGCCCCAGUCUGCAACACCACUAAGCAAGGGGCACUUUUGGUGUUCGCCAAAAGGCAUUUGGGAGAUUCUCCAAACAUAUGGAAGAAGGUACUCUGGUCAGAUGAGAGAAAUUGAGCUUUUUGGCCAUCAAGGAAAACGCUAUGUCUGGCGCAAACACCUCUCAUCACCCCGAGAACACCAUCCCCACAGUGAAGCAUGCUGGUGGCAGCAUCAUGCUGUGGGGAUGUUUUUCAUCGGCAGGGUCAGAAUUGAAGGAAUGAUGGAUGGCGCUAAAUACAGGGAAAUUCUUGAGGGAAACCUGUUUUCAGUCUUCCAGAGAUUUGAGACUGGGACGGAGGUUCACCUUCCAGCAGGACAAUGACCCUAAGCAUCCUGCUAAAGCAACACUCGAGUGGUUUAAGGGGAAACAUUUAAAUGUCUUGGAAUGGCCUAGUCAAAGCCCAGACCUCAAUCCCAUUGAGUCUGUGGUAUGACUUAAAGAUUGCUGUACACUAGCGGAACCCAUCUUGAAGGAGCUGGAGCAGUUUUGCCUUGAAGAAUGGGCAAAAAUCCCAGUGGCUAGAUGUGCCAAGCUUAUAGAGACAUACCCCAAGAGACUUGCAGCUGUAAUUGCUGCAAAACGUGGCUCUACAAAGUAUUGACUUUGGGGGGGUGAAAACUUGAGCGUGCAUAACAAUUGUUUUUUUGGUCUUAUUUGUUGUUUGUUUCACAGAAAAAAAUAUUUAGCAUCUUCAAAGUGGUAGGCAUGUUGUGUAAAUCAAAUGAUACAAACCCCCAAAAAAUCCAUUUGAAUUCCAGGUUGUAAGGCAACAAAAUAGGAAAAAUGCAAAGGGGGGUGAAUAAUUUUGCAAGCCACUGUACAUUGUUUUGUUCACAAGCUAGGUUGUUUUUCUAUGUUUGAGUUUCAACUGCUAGGGAAGAGAAGACCGCUUCUACUAGUCAGACUCAAUCUCACACUAUUACGGUAGCCUCCCGCCCUUAAAGGGGCAGGUGAACAUUUUUGUAUAAUCUGUGAUACUGUAUUUUGGUUAAAAGACUCAGGUCACUACAAAAUGUAAUUAAACAAUAUACCACAAGUUAUUUCUUACUAGUAAUUAAUACAUUUUAUUGUUUUAGCAACAAUACCAAGUAUGUUCAUCUGUUUCGAUGCUGUAAUUUUAGAGGCCCCAAAAUAUUUUGCCUGGUAAAUUUGUGGCUGGUAGAUUGGACCAAAAAGUAAAUGUUUAUGCCCUGUCUAACUGUUUUUAAAGUCACCAUUGGCCUCAUGGUGAAAUCCUUGAGCGGUUUUCUUCCUCUUCGGCAACAGAGUUAGGAAGGAUACCUGUAUCUUUGUAGUGACUGGUCAAGGGGUGUGACUACUUUCUGAAGGCACUGUAUACUGCUGUUGAAUGCAGAAACAACCAACUACCCAGAAGACCAUCACUCUCUUACCUACAAAUCAUUUAAUUUUAAAGCUGCAAUAUGUAACUUUUUGGGUGACCUGUCCAAAUUCAUAUAGAAAUGUGAGUUAUAGAUCUGUCAUUCUAAUUGAAAGCAAUUCUAAGAAGCGGUAGAUCUGUUCUAUGUGCGCUAUUUCUAUGCUUCCCGUUCUUAAAUUUCGUUUUUGCGUCUUUCUUUCGGUUUUGUACACCAGCUUCAAACAACUGAAAAUACAACAUUUUUUGGUAAUGGAAAAUAUAUUUCAGUGGUUUAGAUGGUAAUAUGAUUCUCUAUGCUAUAAUUGCUUGUCUCACAAACGGAAAUUAGGCUAACUGUGAAUUUUAGCAUCCAGGAAAUUGUGACACGGUUUCUGCAUAUUGCACUUUUAAAUAUUAGCCUAAAAAUAAAAACCUUAGGUAAAUAUUCUCAUAGCGGAAGGCAGAAAAGUCAACAACAAAAAAUGCUGAUAGUGAUUUAAUAUGUAGCAGAGCCAGCUGUAGUUGGCCUCCAAUGCCACAUUCUCUGUCAGAUAAAAUGUAGUCAGCCUGCACUGGAGUAUCCUUUGUACUGGCCAUUCAUAUUUAAAGUUCAGCUACAGUAGAGGCGCUACUGUGGACUGUCAUGUGGUUUACCUCAGAAGGGAAAUUUCAGGGGUGUAUUCAGUGAGGUGAAGCAUUAUAAAUAUGUAAGCUGUGAUUUUGCAGUAGCAAGUUGGCUUUGAAAAAGUAAAAGAGGAGACUUGAAUUCCAGGAUCCGGUCAAAGUAAAAGUUUGAAUAAAGAGCUUUGUGGUCAUGUGAAAAUGCAAAAGGCCUGAUGGUGAAAAGGCAAGUGGCUAAAAACCAAAACCAAGGCAAUAGCAUCGUGGUAGCUCAUGGCUCAAAAGGCACAUUCUCCUUCGGAGUCUGAACAUUUAUAUAGUCAUUCUGAAUUACGUAUAUGCAUCAUUACAGAUGUUGGUUGAUGUAAACCUGAUACAACUUUCAAUUGAACAGUGAGACAUCUGCUACUUUGGGUACAGAGUGAAAAUUCAGUAGUUCAGUAAGUUCAAGAUUGGAUUGUCAGUUCCUGAGGCAUAUAGAUUGAAAGCACUUGUAGACCUUUACUUCAGGCCGUUUUUAAGUUGUGUAAGCAAUUAAACAGGCUAAUCAUAUUAUGAUUCUAAGCAAAAAUAUGAGGAGGUGGUGGUUGUCGAUCUUGUUCGUCGUCAGGCAUCCGGCUGGCCCCCACAAAUAGAACAUUUAGAAAUGCAAUCUGACUCAACUCCCAAUUCUACAUGUCAUGACACUCAUACCUGUACAAAAUAAAAAAAAUUAUCUAAAGUUUCUUAAAUGUUACACCCUCCUGGACAGGCCCCAGAUGUAGUUGGUCUCCGUUCACAAUGACCUGGUUCUCUUUUCCCUCUUCUCUCCCUACCUCAGGCCACUAACGAGGUGGUGGGUCGUGUGCCCAAAGCCACCCAGACGGAGAUGCUGGCUGCAGUAGACUCCUGCUCCAGGUCCUACGCCUCCUGGUCCGAGACUUCCAUCCUCACCCGCCAGCAGAUCUUCCUCCGAUACCAGCAGCUCAUCAAGGAAAACAUAGUAAGGAAUGCCCCUGGUCUGAAAUCGGGCAUCCAUAGGAGUGGUUCCCAAAUAUUUAGUUCAGUGUGAUCAAUUGAAUGCCUUUUGAACUGUAUUGUGAACCGUGUUCCGCAGAAUAGCUGCAAACAUGUCUUAGCAAUAGCCGGGUCCUAAAACAAUGUUUUAUCAAAGAUGAUUGGCUAAUUUAUUUAUUUUCUUCUAUGUUUACAGAAAGAGUUGGCCAGGCUGAUCACCCUGGAGCAAGGCAAGACUCUAGCCGACGCGGAGGGAGACGUUUUCAGAGGACUGCGUGAGUAGACAGUCACCUUCAGUAGGCAUGGGAAACGGGAGAAAAUGUUUAUUUGAAACAGGGAGAGAUGGCUACUACAAGAACUUGUCCAAUAAAAAAAGUCUUAUUUUAGUUCUCUGUAGUGUGUAUUGGGGUCUCUGUUUCUCUUGAUCUCCUUUAGCACCACAUGUAUUUGACCCUCUGCCCACCACUUGUAUCUUUCACUCUUACUCUGAUCUCUACCUCCACAUGUACUGUUUGACCUUCUACUCCCUGGUUUUGCUCACAGUCUCUCUGCUCCUCUCUGCCCCCUAGAGGUGGCAGAGCACGCCUGCAGCAUCACCUCCCUGAUGAUGGGGGAGACUCUGCCCUCUGUCACCAAAGACAUGGAUAUCUACACCUACCGCAUGCCCAUCGGGGUGUGUGCCGGCAUCGCCCCCUUCAACUUCCCUGCCAUGAUCCCUCUGUGGAUGUUCCCCAUGGGCAUGGUGUGUGGCAACACAUACCUGAUGAAACCCUCUGAGCGCGUCCCAGGGUGCACCAUGCUGCUGGCCAAGCUGCUGCAGGAUGCAGGGUUGCCCGACGGGACCCUGAACAUAAUCCACGGACAGCAUGCUGGUGAGAGGGGGCAGUGUGUGUUUAUUAGUCUUUAUAAAACAUGCUAUGUGUGUCCUGUUUCACAGGAUGCAAAGAAGCACGCUAUGCUGAUCGUGUGUUAGUUAGUGCUGUGUCUACAGGACCAUUCAAAGACUACCGAUAUACCUCAAGCAUUAUGUUAAACGCUUAGCAUAAUGUGUGUAGGUACAUGUAUUUAAGUGCGUUAGGGGAGAGGAGUCCAUAUAAGAAACACCAAGGGGAUUACACCGCCAUCUUGUGCCCUUACAGUGCCAUGUAAAUAAUGAUGCUGAGUGAAAUUAUAUGACCUUUGACAUCUUUCUGUAGCUGUGAACUUCAUCUGUGACCACCCUGCCAUCAAGGCCAUCAGCUUUGUGGGCUCCAACCAGGCAGGAGAGUACAUCUACGAGAGAGGAUCCAAGAACGGCAAGAGAGUGCAGUCCAACAUGGUAAAUAUGAUGACCAACCACUGUUCUAUGAAUGGGGUCAAUUGGGGAUUAAAUGACUGAAGAAUCCCUUACGCAUUUAGGGAAACAUGUCUGCCUUAAAAGUGCAAUAUGCAGAAAUCGCUCCGCCAUUUCCCAGUUGCUAAAAUUUGAAUAGUUCACCUAAUUUCAGUUUGUGACAAAACAAGUGUGUAGACAAUCAUUCUACCAUCUUAACCGAUGUGAAAUAUAUUUUCAAUAUCCAAAAAUAUUGUAUUUUCAAUUGUUUUGUAGUGUUCAAAACCGAAAGACGCAAAAACAAAACUUCGGAAUGGGAAGCAUAGAAAUAGCGCACAUAGAACAGACAUGCCACUUAAACAUUCUUUCAAUGAGAAUGACAGAUCUAUAACUCACUUUUCUAUGUGAACUUGGUCUGGUCACCCAAAAAGUUACAUAUUGCAACUUUUAAAUAGUUUACCGUGUACUUAACCAUACUGCAAGAUGAAUAGUUAUACUUCAUUAUCAAGGCUGAGCCAGUAGAUGGCUGUAGAUCCUUGAGUUUUUUUCUUGAGAUACUUAUUGUUUAGGACUACUGUAUGUCUUUGCACAUUCCUAAAAUGUAUUGCAGUAAAAGUAACAACCUGUGUGUUCUGGCUUGUAGGGAGCUAAGAACCACGGUGUGGUGAUGCCUGACGCCAACAAGGAGAACACGCUGAACCAGCUGGUGGGCGCGGCCUUCGGCGCAGCAGGACAGCGUUGUAUGGCUCUCUCAACUGCCAUUCUGGUAGGCGAGGCUCGUGAUUGGCUCCCAGAGCUGGUGGAGCGCUCCAAAGCCCUGCGCGUCAAUGCAGGUACCUCACCCUUUUACCUAAAAGACUCAAUACUCCCUGUGUGAAUUUAUGACUUGCUAGUUUUUUUCUUGCACAUCUCCAGUUUUUUUUUUUCCCAUGUGAAAAAAUACCUUAGUUAAUCAAACAUUUGAAAUAGUACAUCUAAUAUGACCGCCAGCACCAGUCCACAUACCGUAUCGUGCAAUAUUGCUCAGAAUUGGAAUGUCCAUCCUAUGAAUUCUAAUUCCAUGUUUUCUUCCUCUGUGUGGGUGUAUCUAGGUGACCAGCCAGGUGCUGACGUGGGUCCACUGAUCUCCCCUGAGGCCAGGGCCCGUGUUGAGAUGUUGAUCCAGAGUGGCGUGGACGAGGGAGCUACGCUGCUGCUGGAUGGACGCAAUGUCCACGUCAAAGGAUAUGAGAACGGAAACUUCGUAGGACCCACCAUCAUCAGCAACGUUACAGUAAGGGGGGUGGGGUCUAUGGAACCCACCUGGCUUUGAACCUGGGUCAGCUGACUGAUUAACUGUCAGUAGCUGAGCUAAAGCCAAGGUUUCCUCAUCUACAAGUAUUCAGGUUACAUUAUUACAUUACAUCAUGUAACUUUUGGUGAACCACCGCACCUCUAUACUUAAGCAAUAAGGCACCUUGGGGGUUUGUAGUAUAUACCCAAUAUAGCACGGCUAAGGGCUGUUCUCAACCAAGGCACAACGCGGAGUGCCUGGAUACAGCCCUUAGCCGUGGUAUAUUGGGUAUAUACUACAAACCCCCAAGGUGCCUUAUUGCUAUUAUGAACUAUUAUAAUUACCAACGUAAUUAGAACAGACAAAAUACAUGUUUUGUCAUACCCGUGGUACACGGUCUGAUAUACCACAGCUUUCAGCCAAUCAGCAUUGAGGGCUUGAACCACCCAGUUUAUAAUUGGUCUUCUUUUUUUUUUAUCACUGGAGUAUUUCACAACAACGCUGAACCUUGGUACAGUGGAAAUGACACUUUAACAUAAAGGAGCUAAACAUUAACAAACUUCCGACAUACCUGCAGUAGCUCUGUUGUAACUCACUGUUACAGUAGCAUAGGAGUAUUUAACCCUUGUCCUGCAGUACUAGCUAACUAAAGCCCCCUCUUGUGGGCAGGGGUUGGAACCACAUUAAUUUAUUUUCCAACUGUUCUGUUCUGAGCAGAACCCCUAUUUUAUUUUGUUCCGACAAGCAUAAAGUUCUGAACCGGUUCAAACCCCAGAAAACUAACAGUUCAUGUUUUUUUUAUUUUUUACAUUGUGAAAUCAAGAUCGUUUUUACAUUUAGCGCAUUCAUUUACUCCACCAAUUUUACUGGUAGGGAGAGCAAGAGGAGUGGACAUGGAGGGGGCAUGCUUGAAGCGCUGGGCAUCAUGUCAUGAAUUGGAAUGUGUUUAGGCUAUAACUAGCAUCGUAACAUCACUGAAAUAUGUCUAUCACUACACAUUAGAAAUAUUUAUGGAACAAUAAAUAACAUUAAAAUAACGGUUCUGUUCCGGAACAUUAGAGAUCCAUUUCUGUUCCUCAAUGUUCUUCUUUUUCAUUUUUGGUUCAGUUCCCUGAAACGGGUUCAACCCCUGCUUGUAGGUUAAUAAUGUCUGGCUGGAGUUAAGCCUGACUUGACCAGUGAUGUCUGUCUGCUAUAUGGAGAACAUGCCUGAUAAAUAAUUAGACACAUUGAUGGUUGUGUAAUCUUGUCCAUAUGGAGAGGAGAUAACACAAAGUGCCUUUGUCAACCUGACUGUGUUCUGCUGUAAGUUUUGGCAUGUGUACGUUCCCAUGGCAACUUUACACUUUUUCUCAUGUUCACUAUCCUUCAGGUUUUCGGGUGUGAAUCUUCAACUCGUACAGUUCUGUGUAUCCACUUCCAUAACCAUUGUCAUACCACUUCACUUAUUAUAUUGGAUCUUUCCUUUCAAAGCUGAUUUGCCUUCAACUCAUUUGGCAGGCCUGCAAUAGUAAUACAUGAUAGUCCACUCAUUCUCUAUUCUUUACAUAAUAUCUUGUAGAACAUUGACAGGGAGUUUCAUCUCAUGCUUUUCCACUCCUCCUCACCCCAGCCGGCGAUGAAGUGCUACACGGAGGAGAUCUUUGGGCCGGUGCUGGUGGUUCUGGAGGCAGACACUCUGGACGAUGCAAUCUCCCUGGUCAACAACAACCAGUAUGGCAAUGGAACCGCCAUCUUCACUACCAACGGCGCUACCGCCCGCAAGUACACACACGAAGUGGAUGUUGGACAGGUGAGCCAUAGUUCAACGUUCAGAGAAUUCCAGUAGGUGCUUAGGGAAGUAAGACUUGUGUGAUUUGAUGUCAAGUAUUGCAAGUGGUUUCCCAUUGAUCAUUGGAUGACUUAAUUUCCUGAUAGAUGGGUGAUUCAUAGCUUGUGGUGACUCAGUGGGGGUUUAAUCUGCUUUUACUGGGAUUUAAGAUUCUGAGGGACAACCAUCUAUUGUUCACAGCAUGAUUUUGCAACAAUGCACAAGGCUUUUUCAUGGAUCCUUCAAGCUGUAAUUUCUAUGUCGACGUUUAGCUCAUGAUUCAUAAUGUGAUCUGUGUGUCUGUCAGAUUGGCGUGAACGUGCCCAUACCCGUCCCCCUGCCCAUGUUCUCCUUUACCGGCUCCAGAGGUUCCUUCAGGGGGGACACCAACUUCUACGGCAAACAGGUUAGCUCAACACCGGCAACGACCAGCACAAGCCCACAAAACGUUUCUCACCCACCGAUUUUAUUAUACGACCAUAUUGAUCCUACGUUUUUUCAGACAACUAUAUAUGAGGUGGAAGAUUUCUAUGGUUGACAGUCUCUUCUGUGUUCUUGCUACAGGGCAUCCAGUUCUACACUCAGAUCAAGACGGUGACAUCACAGUGGAAGGCUGAGGACGCCACGACUAAGGUUGCAGCCGUUACCAUGCCAACCAUGCGCUAAACGGAAUGUACGCUCGUAAAUGUGGUGUUCUCUCCCUGGCACAACGUUCUACACACUACUGACAUUCAAGGGGCUAGCAGCCAAGGAGUAUGAACAACUGAUACAACGUUAUUGCAGUCAUGUAAUAUGUUUUAUGCCGAGUGUACUAUAUGAGCAAAGCUUUUGUAAUUUGGAGUUUGACCCUGUUAAUGAAUGUAGUGGUGGCAGAUUAAAUCUGAAAUGCACUGUUACUAUAGCCUCAAACCCUUCUGUUUAAACACUAGACAUAUGCUGCUCCUGGGAGUUCCUUGAGAACGAUGGACUACGUGGAAUGCAAAGGGUGAGAGAAGGUCUCUGUUGCACAUAGGCAAAGAUCUAGGAUCAGUACUCCCCUCGCAUCCUAACUAUAACCAUUAGGAGGGGAACAGCGGCACACUGACCGUAGAUAAGUGCUUCACCCCAGUCCCACAGCCAUCAUGGUCAUUAGUGUCCCCAACCUGUGGAACAGAGACACUGUCAGUGUUAGUAUUUGUGAGUGCAUUCGAAAAAUCCAAUUUGUGACGUGUCCUGUUUUACAUGGAAUAAAGAUGUCCAUUGAAUACUGUUGCUAAGCAUACUUCUUCCUAUGCCUCAUCACUGAG